AAUCCUGCCAUGUCUGGUCCCACCUGGCUGCCGCCGAGGACUCUGGACAGCCCAGAGCGAUCCGUCCCCCAGAUGUCCCACUCUGCAGGACCUCCGAUCUACCAAACCGUCAACAAGAAGGGCGUGGCCGACUUCAGGCCAAAAUACGCUCCCUAUGACCAGAACGGAGGAGCGGGGAUGACCAACAGGUACAUGGAUGGACCCACAGGUGGGCCCGUUCAUCACUCUGGUGAUCACUACUACUCUCCCCCUCACGGCCCCAAAGACGAUCGAGGCUGGAGCUCUCACAUGGACGGCUAUGACAUGAUGCACCGUGGCUCUGAAAAACCCGCCACCUACCACUCCAAGAUUGAUGCCGACAUCGACUCCCUCACCAGUAUGCUGGCCGAUCUGGACAACCAUCCGCAGGACGCCAGCAACCAACUCUAUGACAACGUGCCUUACAACAAAUACAUCUCAGGGGAUCACUACAAGUCUGCGCACCAGAGCGCAGCCUCCACUCAGGGUCGGCCGUCCAUGGGCUACAACUCUCACCCCCAGAGUCCGUUUCACCCGGCCCCUCCGUAUCCCGGCGAGCACGGCCCCCAGUACUCCCACCAGCAGGACUUCUACUCCACUUCCGCCCCGAAGCCGUAUCCGCAGCCCGUCCCGGCGUCCUACACCACCGCCUCUACCCCUACCGGGCCCCGCUUCAGCGUCCAGGUCAAGACGGCGCAGCCCGUCACCUACUCGCAGACGGGGCGGCAGGCGGAGCAGGCCUACACCCCGCCCCCUCCCCGUCAGCACGUGUCGCCGCGGCCCCCGGCCCAGACCCAGACGGGCCAACAGGGCUGGUACCCGCCGCACCCGGCCUCGCAGGUCCAGGAACUGCACUCUGAGGUGGGCUACAAGGGCCACAACCCGGGGUCCGGAGGAAGAGUUAACCAGGUUCCUCUGUCGAAGAGAGGGAUAGAGAAGACCCAGACAGCACAGACGCCUUCCUAUCAGUCCAGCAAGCAGGGGGCAGCACCAUCGAGGCCUGAGGAGGAACUGGACCGGAUCACCAAGAAGCUGGUUUACGAUAUGAACCACCCGCCUGCAGAGGACUAUUUUGGUCGCUGCGCCCGCUGCGGGGACAACGUGGUGGGUGACGGCAGCGGCUGCAUCGCCAUGGAGCAGGUGUUCCACGUGGAGUGCUUCACAUGCAUCACCUGCCACGCCCGGCUGCGAGGCCAGCCGUUCUACGCCCUGGACAAGAAGAGCUACUGUGAGAAAUGUUACAUCAGCACGUUGGAGCGCUGCUCUAAAUGCUCGAAGCCCAUUCUGGACCGGAUCCUGCGGGCCAUGGGGAAGGCCUACCACCCUCGCUGCUUCACCUGCGUGGUCUGUAACUGCUGCCUGGACGGCGUGCCGUUCACGGUGGACGCCACGUCUCAGAUACACUGCACAGAUGACUUCCACAGGAAGUACGCCCCUCGCUGCUCUGUUUGCGGCGAGCCCAUCAUGCCCGAACCGGGCCGGGAGGAGACGGUCAGGAUCGUAGCUCUGGAACGCAGCUUCCAUGUUCACUGCUACGUUUGUGAGGAAUGCGGCCUCCUGCUGUCGUCUGAAGGCGACGGUCGAGGCUGCUACCCGCUGGAUGGACACAUCCUGUGUAAGAGCUGCAGCGCCCGACGCAUCCAGGACCUCUCGGCCAAAAUCUCCACCGACUGCUAACGGCGCUCUUCCUCUGUGACGCACCCAGACCCGGUCAGCGCGUUGAGAACGGCACAAACGCGUCCGCGCAGCGUUCAGACAUCGUUAACAUUUCUUCCCCCUCCCUCCUC
Messenger RNA from Poeciliopsis prolifica (blackstripe livebearer), 1805 nucleotides. It is a transcript of the gene trip6, whose product is annotated as thyroid hormone receptor interactor 6. The record is from RefSeq and is a predicted model, not a curated record. Gene Ontology annotation, biological process: cell-cell adhesion. Gene Ontology annotation, cellular component: stress fiber; focal adhesion. NCBI's taxonomy places the organism in Eukaryota, Metazoa, Chordata, Actinopteri, Cyprinodontiformes, Poeciliidae.